This is a messenger RNA of Daldinia vernicosa, 1188 nucleotides long. RefSeq names its product DUF567-domain-containing protein. The coding region runs from base 278 to 874 and encodes 198 amino acids. The record is from RefSeq and is a predicted model, not a curated record. The transcript is spliced from 2 exons. Lineage: Eukaryota; Fungi; Ascomycota; Sordariomycetes; Xylariales; Hypoxylaceae.
GUACAUAGCUCAUAACUAUCAUACAUAAUAGGCGAUUGACCAUGGAUCAUCGUCUAGGACUUAUACGGCGUAUUAGAAGUCAAGAAAUUAUUAGCUGUCCUGCCACCUUACUAAGGAUAUAAAAGCUUGUAUACCUCCAAUGGACGUAUUUUAUGAUAAUAGUCUAAAAUUCCAACCCUUCUUAGAUUCAUCUUCUUUGUUCUCGAUCCGGGCCUAGCCAGUCUAUUCCAAUCCCAUCAACUCGAACUUCAUCAUCAACUUUCCAACCAAACUUAGAAUGGGAAACCCACCGCAACUACCUCCCUUUCCUCGACAGACAGGCAUAUUUCCGCAAUUUUUUGCAAGGCAAUCCGAAACCUUAGUUCUGAAAGAAAAAUGCCUGUCGCUGUCGGGGAAUAGCUUCGACAUCAGCCUCCCUAACGGUCAGCCCAUCUUCAAAGUAAAUGGCGAAUCCCUUUCGUUGUCCAGCCGCAUGAAUGUCACAGACAUAAGCGGCAACUUUCUGUUCAGCAUCCGCAAGAGGCACUUGAGCAUACACACGACCUACUACGCCGAGAAUUCUAAUGGCGAGGAGAUCUUCGAAGUGAAGAGUAAAUUUAGGUUGGCCGGUUCUAAGUUUAUUGGUACAUUCACUUCUGCGUCUGGUCAGCAGGAAGAACUAGUGAUGAAGGGCGACUGGACUGAUACGACGGCCGAUAUCACGGAUGAGGCCACCGGCCAAACCGUCGCGUCCGUUUACCGUGAUCGCUGGAAUGCGCGGGAGUUCCUGGCCGAUCAACAGACUUAUAACGUCACUAUCGCGCCGAACGUCGACAUGGCUAUCGUUGUCGCAAUGUGCAUCUGCCUAGAUAUGAAGAGAAACGAAGCUCCGUAGGGAGGAUGUAUAUGCGAUAAAUUUUUGUACAUUGGUUUGGAAUUUGGUUACCUUAAAUAUAAGCGAUGAUAAUACCUUGGAGCGUUGUACUUGUGUGCUUUUGGAGGAAUAUCGCGAGUGGGAGUUUUAUUCCUUUUAACUAGGGGAAGCUAAUAGUUUUGGAGAUUGUUCCUUGUUAUAUGAAUAGCGCCUAUUUAUCGUAAUACACAAAUCUGGUGUGACAAAGCCGUAUUGGCGUUUAAGAUAAUUAUCAAAGCCUUCUUAGGAAUCUAUAAAAAGAGUUGCGAGUGUAAAACCACCGCGUAAAACUCACU